GGAACGCCAGUUCUCACCCUCUCACCUAGCCCGUCCCCCCCUUCUCCCGUCCCACUCUCCAAAACAAAAAAGUGGUUCUCCCGACCCGACCCGAUCCUCUUCGCAACCCGUGAAUCCCCAACUCGACCGUGGUGAUCCAGGCGGCCCGAGAGCCAGCCAGCCAUGCCGACGCCGCACCUGCACCCGCGGUCGCGCAUGACCUCGUCGCUGUUCGCGACCACCCUGCUCGCGAGCUUCGUCGUCGUCGCGCUGCCGCACGUGCUGCCGUGUCCCGCGCCGCGGCGGGCGUUUGCCGACGACGGCGGCGGCGGGAUGUCUUCUUCUGCUGCUGGGGCGUCGGCAGCGGGAGUGGGCGCGGACCGGGAUGCGCCGCCGCCGCCGCCGCCGCGGAGGAUGAGGAGGAGGACGACGAGGCGCGGGUUGGACGAUGGGGCGGGCGCCGGCGAGGAGGGCGUGGCGGUUGUGGAGUUCCAGCCGGGGAGGACUUCUUCUUCUUCUUCUGGCGGAGAGGAUGAGAGGGCGACGCGGCGGGGGCGGCGUGCGAGGGAGUGUCCGGUGCCGAAGCCUGGGGGGAUCUUAGGGGAGUGGUUGGGGUUUACCGGCGGUGAGAGGAGGGAGGCGGGGGACAAGACCAGGCCGGAUAGGUGACGGGAGGGUGGGAAGGAAGGAUGGGCUGGAGAGGAUGUUUCAGAAACGGGGGUUAUGAUCUGGAAUAGGAGAGGUUGUACGAUUUUAAGAGGCGGAG
Molecule: messenger RNA, 745 nt
Organism: Thermothielavioides terrestris NRRL 8126
Lineage: Eukaryota; Fungi; Ascomycota; Sordariomycetes; Sordariales; Chaetomiaceae
Exons: 1
Biological process (GO): mitochondrial respiratory chain complex IV assembly
Cellular component (GO): mitochondrial matrix
Source: RefSeq, a predicted model, not a curated record